This is a messenger RNA of Guillardia theta CCMP2712, 1587 nucleotides long. RefSeq lists its product as hypothetical. The record is from RefSeq and is a predicted model, not a curated record. The coding region runs from base 1 to 1587 and encodes 528 amino acids. Gene Ontology annotation, cellular component: catalytic step 2 spliceosome. Gene Ontology annotation, molecular function: mRNA binding; protein binding. The transcript is spliced from 4 exons. NCBI's taxonomy places the organism in Eukaryota, Cryptophyceae, Pyrenomonadales, Geminigeraceae. Gene Ontology annotation, biological process: mRNA splicing, via spliceosome.
AUGGACGCAGUGUUCGGAUACGGAUCGGAUGAGGACAACAAGUCCAAGUCUCAGGGCUCACUUGCCAUCACAGUGCAAGCGGCUCCCGAUGUGGGCAAGGCAGAUCUCACGAGCGAGACUCAAAAGAUGGUGGCGAACAACUCCAAGAUGGUCACCUACAACCCCUCCUACGAGGCUCUGUGGACCCCCGAGGCCGGGCCGUCCAACCCCUACUACCAGAACGGCAUCACUCCAGGCAUGCGGAACACGCUGGGGGGCUUCAUCGAGCGAACCAACGUGGCAGAUUUUCACUUCGAAGAGCAGCACCAAACCUUCAACACCUUCGGGUUCGCGAUGGACCCUUCGGCCGCUAACGACAGCAUGUUCGGCUCCAACAUAGUCGGCGACCGUUCGGCAUGGAACCUGAUGCAGGGGAGGACUGUCCAUCAGGCCACCAAGCGUGAUGCGAAGAAGAGGAAGCUUGACGACUCGGCAGCUGAACAGGUGCUCGCUGGUCUGGGCACUGCGAUGACGUCAGAGGAAGCUGCGGAGAUGGCUCAGGACGUGAAGGCCAUCGAAGAGGCGGAGAAGGCGGCCAAGGAAGCAGCCGAGACGGUGAAGGAGAAGGCAGAGGUCUCCAUCUUUGAGGCCUCGAGCAUCUUUCAUGGAAAGGAGACAAAGGAUUACCAGGGUCGAACUUGGAUCGAUGCGCCGACCGACAUCAAGGCGGUUGAGCCUCAAUCCUACAUUCCCAAAGUCUCCGUUCACACCUGGUCUGGUCAUACCAAGGGAGUUCAGGCGAUCCGCUGGUUCCCCAAGACAGGCCAUCUGCUGCUCUCUGCUUCCAUGGACUGCAAGAUCAAGAUCUGGGAUGUUUACAACAAUCGCAAGACUCUCCGCACUUACAUGGGUCAUCAGAAGGCCGUGAGAGACAUUUGCUUCUCUACCGAUGGCAGGCAGUUCGCGUCCGUCGGCUACGACAAGGUCGUGCGGUACUGGGACACAGAGACUGGGACUUGCCUGAAGAGCUGGAGGUCAAAGGGUAUCCCAUACUCGGUGAAGAUCCAUCCAGGCGACGACAACAUCCUCGCAGGCUCUUCCUGCAAGAACAUCCUGCAGUGGGACCCAAGGCACCCCAACAGGAGCUCGCUGGUGCAAGAGUACAUCCAGCACCUCGGCGCCGUCAAUACCGUUACCUUCAUCGACGGGAACAGGAGGGUCGUGUCGACGGCCGACGACAAGAAGCUCUUCCUCUGGGAGUACGGCAUCGGUACCGCUCCCAUGAAGCACAUCAGCGAACCCUGGAUGCAUGCCAUGCCCGCAGUCACCGCCGCCCCCUUCGACAACGGCAACCCCAAGUACCUGCUGUGUCAGUCGCUGGACAACCAGAUCCUGUGCUACAUGAGUGGAGACAGGUUCAAGUUGAACAAGAAGAAGCUCUUCGUGGGGCACACGAUCGCUGGAUACGCAUGCCAGGUUGGAGUUUCGCCCGAUCUCAAGUACGUCCUCAGUGGCGAUGGAGAUGGUCGACUUUGGCUGUGGGACUGGAAGUCUGCCAAGGUUUACCGCAAGUUCAAGGUGAUAUCAGCUAGGAGUCGACGCGUCUGA